Molecule: messenger RNA, 555 nt
Organism: Prosopis cineraria
Lineage: Eukaryota; Viridiplantae; Streptophyta; Magnoliopsida; Fabales; Fabaceae
Product: EPIDERMAL PATTERNING FACTOR-like protein 8
Exons: 2
Coding region: 34-366 (110 amino acids)
Biological process (GO): guard cell differentiation; stomatal complex development
Source: RefSeq, a predicted model, not a curated record
UUCAAUUCAUGUUUCUUCUUCUAUUGUAGGUUCAUGGGUUCGCCAAAAGCAUAUUCCAUCGAGCUACUAAGAACUUCAGUCACGCUCAUUCUCGUCAUUUCUCUCAGUCUCGCAUUCUUUCCAUGUAAUUCAGUUGCAUUAAAAGAUCAGAGGAAGCAGAAGAAGAUGGUAAUGGGUUCAAAGCCUCCAAGUUGCUUCAACAAAUGCUUUACCUGCAAGCCUUGUAAGGCCGCUUUGGUUAUCAUUUAUCCACACAGAAGAAAUGAUGUUCAUAGCAAUAAGGAUUCAGGUGGUCAGGGAGGUGAUGAAGGAUACUAUCUUCUCUCUUGGAAAUGCAAAUGUGGUAAUAAGUUCUUCCAACCAUGAAACCCAAUAAUUAAUCAAAUAAUACUCACUGAUAGGUUUGGUUUUUUAAUUAAUUUAUGUAUAUGUAGUGCCCAUAUAUUAUAUAUUGUAAUCAUUAUGCGUGAGAAAUUAGUUUAAGUGAUGAUGUGUUACGUAGUAGGUAUCGAAGUAACUUGUAGUAAACAUGAGUAAGAUCGCUAAGUUUAUCUG